Messenger RNA from Dermacentor albipictus, 1749 nucleotides. RefSeq lists its product as uncharacterized. The record is from RefSeq and is a predicted model, not a curated record. NCBI's taxonomy places the organism in Eukaryota, Metazoa, Arthropoda, Arachnida, Ixodida, Ixodidae.
AGAGCAAGAAUCGAGAUUUUGUGAGACGUUUGGUUGCCGCGCCAUGCCAAGAAGUUUUUUUUUUUCGGUAUGCGCUUGUUCGGCUGCCCUUCAAUGGCUCUGCCUGCAGAGCGGCAACACUAAAACCAGCCACUCGCUUUGACAUGCGAUCAAGAGUUGGACCAACAGGCUUGGCGUCAAUCGCAUUGAGUGACACCGGCAACACCGCCUGCUGGUUCUGCCUCUCGACGGCUUGCACACUGUUCAUGGUCACCGUGGUUCUCACGGCGCUUCUGCUGCUGAAUUCCGGUGUUCGAGACGUACGAGAGAAAGAGAUCGAGACCAAGGGUCCCAUUGGAGAUAAUGACGCUGGUUUCAGACGCGGAGGCACCGCAGGUGUACCACGUCCGGCAGCAGCUACUACGUCAUCAAGAGCACCGGCGACUGCCCCUCCAGAUCUCUGGGGAAGGACUGGCAGGAAAUCUACAACCACCACCACCCAGAAACCACUCCCACCAGGCUCUCUCAUCUGCACUGUGCAAGAGGAUUUCGACGUGACCUCCUACGUGCCUGCGCCUGACGGAUUGUGCACCAUCACAGUGUUCGACUCCCUGUACACGCCCGAAGGAAGCAUGCUGAUUCCACCCUACAACGAAGACUUCGAAGUUUUUCUCGAGACAGCCAGGGAGAGUGAGAAAACCGAGUACGCCAUAGGCUUCGACGCAAACUCUACCAUGAGAAACGAGACCGCGAUGGAAGAACUUGUGCGAAACGCCACGACAAUAAAUUUCUUGGAAUACUUCUGGGAACAAAACCACAUCUACCACUACGCCCAAGUGAACGCACCUUUGAGAUCGACCACAGUAAACGCCGCAACGUCCGUCGAAUACGCGGCCAAAAGCUUGAGGAUGAUUUCCAACUUGAUGAAAUUUAAGAAAAGCCCCACGGACCGACCAAGCUAUACGAUUAUAUUCCACACGCUGUACUCGCACCUAAACGGAGAACUCGUCGCUCAAAAACUGAGGGCAUUUCAUGUGGACAUUUUUGUGGUUAUCGCAUACCAUGCCGAGGCUGACAACUGGUACACUGAUUGUCGACUCAUUCCACCAACUAUAUUGUCAUCGGAGCUCCUGGACCCUCCGUUUAGCAAUUCUUUAUACCCUGUCCGCCUGGCCGACUCCAUUUACCACCUUCAUCACAAGCAUUAUUUGUGGCCUUCCACCACGACGUACGCUGUGGCCGUGGGGUUGGGUGGCCGCUGGUAUGUGCCACUGUACUCUGACUUUGCCCCAAAUGACCCCGGGAAUUACACCCUCGGGCAGAAAUGCCGACCUCGCAAGCCAACGGAAGACGACCAAAUCGCCAACAUUGCCGAGGCUUGCAAGAAUCCCGCAUUAAACAACACAUUCCAACUGGACCGAGAGUUCCAAGCGCUCGUGGCGUACAACAAGACGGAGAGGUUGUUCUUUACGUACGACAGUGCUUCAAGCCUGCGCUAUAAGUUGUGCACAACUAAGGCCAACAUGACGGACUUGAAGUAUACGCUAGCCGCCGCAGAUGUCCAGUUCGAGGACGCCAGUAACACCUGCGGCUACGGCUCCUUCCCACGGCUGCGCAUGCUCAAGAAAUUAGCCGAGUUCUUCGCCUUCAGGUACACGUCCAGAACACAGCGGACAUCGUGCCUGGAACUCAAGGAGGAUGAUGCCCGUGGCUAAUCGCAGUCGUUUGAUAACAGUUUCGUGAUUUUGCGAAUAAAACUUGUGUUCCUUG